This is a messenger RNA of Daphnia carinata, 2425 nucleotides long. RefSeq names its product equilibrative nucleoside transporter 1-like (gene Ent2). The transcript is spliced from 10 exons. NCBI's taxonomy places the organism in Eukaryota, Metazoa, Arthropoda, Branchiopoda, Diplostraca, Daphniidae. The record is from RefSeq and is a predicted model, not a curated record. Gene Ontology annotation, biological process: nucleoside transmembrane transport. Gene Ontology annotation, molecular function: nucleoside transmembrane transporter activity. Gene Ontology annotation, cellular component: plasma membrane. The coding region runs from base 352 to 1791 and encodes 479 amino acids.
UUUAACUUCCGCUAGAGGUCCGUGGAAUGGUUUCACACGCGCAGUCAAAAGACCUGGCGGCAUUUGUAGAACACGCCCACAAAAGUUGAAGCCUAGAUCUCACCCAUGGCGCUGCAUGUCUGCCAUUCCAUUUUGUCUCCCUCUUUCUUUAGUUACAACCCAAGCAUGGACUGGGCCAUGAGCCAGACAAAUAUCACUCCAUGCAAAGAUCUCAUUUCGUGUUGGUCGCUGUGACUUUCCAAUCAGUUGAAUAACACGUUCGAUCGAUUGCUUGAUCAAGCAACGACUUUUGAACUUUGAUCGGCUGCUACCGAUAGUGUUUGCUUCGCUACCGUCAGUCCUACCAGCAAAAUGGGGAAGGUGAACGUGAACGACGAUGUUGUCAAUAACGAUGCAACAGCGGCUGAGAAGCGUCCAUUCCUGGAGAGCGGACCUGAAUCGGUCAAGUUAACGCCCAGCUGGGAAGACCGGAAUCUACCGGCGGCUGAACUGAAUCUGAGGGGGCUAGAAUCUGAUCUGGAUAAAGCCGCUUUGGACAUGGAUCCACCACCCGAUCGAUGGAAUUUGGUGUACCUCACAUUUAUACUCCACGGGAUAGGGACAUUAAUGCCCUGGAAUAUGUUUAUUACCGCGAAAGAUUACUUCGUCGUUUAUAAACUUGGCCAAGAAUAUACAGGCCAAAAUCUCACGUAUGCUGCCAACUUUCUACAAUUCCUUGGCUUUGCUUCCCAGGUGCCCAAUGUCAUAUUCAACUGGUUAAACAUUUUCAUCCAAAUUGGAGGAAGUUUUAGUACGCGAAUCAUUGGAGGCAUUCUGGUAGAAGUGGCUAUUUUCGUUCUGACCGUUGUUUUGGCUAUGUUGGACUCGUCUCAGUGGCCAGGAGUGUUUUUUUGGACUACCAUGGGAUCCGUCGUCAUACUAAAUAUGGCUGGAGGAAUAUACCAAAAUACCGUUUAUGGUAUGGCAGCCAAGCUACCCUUUAAAUAUACCGGAGCGGUCGUCCUUGGUUCUAAUAUCAGUGGAACUUUUACGGCCGUCAUCAACGUCAUCUCUUUAGCUCUGGCUCCCAAUGCCCGUACCUCGGCUAUUUACUAUUUCAUCGCUGCCCUCUUUAUUCUGUUGGCCUGUUUCGACUCUUUCUUCGCCUUACCUCUCAACAGGUUCUACCGUUAUAACGAUCAACGCAUUAAGCGGCAAGAACAAGAAAAGAGUGUUGCCUCAGGUGGUAUCAAAGCCCGCACACCCUAUUGGAUAAUUUUCAAGAAAUGCUAUCCGCAAUGUCUCAACGUUUUCCUCGUAUUCUUCGUUACACUUUCCAUCUUUCCUGCAGUUUACUCUGAUAUCAAAAUGGUUGAUGAGGAUUUCAUCAUUCCGCAGAGGUAUUUCGUGGCUGUUUGCUGUUUUCUGAGCUUUAACUUUUUUGCAAUGGUUGGAAACAUGUUACCUGGACUUUUCACUUGGCCAGGACCGCGUUUUUUGUGGAUCCCAGUCGUGUUGCGAAUCUUAUUCGUUCCAUUCUUCUUGCUGUGCAACUACCAACCGUUGGGCGUAACGCGAGCAUUACCGGUUCUUAUCGCAAAUGAUUGGGCAUACUGGAUCGGUGGCAUUUUUUUGGGUGUCACAAGCGGAUACUAUUCUUCACUAGCCAUGAUGUAUUGCCCACGAACUGUCGAACCCGAAUAUGCAGCUACGGCUGGCAUGUUUGGAGCCGCUUGCCUGAUUACUGGCAUUUUUGGUGGCAUCAAUUUCUCGUUAAUUAUGCCCAUUCUUGUCGAAUCGAUUUCUUUCUAAUCGACCACAUUUCUUCUUUCUGGUAAAAAAAAAAGAAUGGGCGCAGGAGCUUCAAGACUUUUUCUAGCCCACUAGUUUACUCAUACUUUUGAAAUUUUGUUCGUGUUAUUUAGUGAAACCCUAGGUACGAUUCUUUAUUUCUCUUUCUGUUUUGGAAGAGUUGUGGGGACAAAUGGGAAUGCGCAGUCAAAUGUUCAGUGCAAUCGUCGAACUGCUGUGCAACUAGUCCAGUUCACUCGCAUUUUUCCGUUGACAAUUGAUUUUCUCGUUUCCUUGAACUAAUUUAUUGUUUUGCUUUCUGGCUCAAGGUAAAUUGGUGCAUUCACGGCACUUGGAGGACGAGAAGCUACUGCCCUUUCAAAUUUUUUGUUUACGUUUAUUUCUCCCCAACCAUAACGUUUGCACUGCUUCCUCCAGCAGUCGUGCUAGAUUUUUAUUUCAAAAUCAAUUAGUGAUUUUGACCACGGGUUUCGUGCAAGCUGCCAUCAUAACAGCUGCCCCUUCGUGAGAUUUUUUGGUACCCUUCAGUCACCAAUCGGAGUGGACCUCAUUGCGUACAUUGCUUUUUUUCUUCUUUCCUUUCUUAAGUCGAUGUUCAAUGUCCUUAUAGUAAUGAAUAUUUCAGUGGUCCAAU